AUGCCAUUGAUGAGUGCUUUUCUUACACUUUUCACCUGGAUAAUGGUGAUUAUUGUGCUCGUUUCGUUCCUUCUGUGGACUAUAGGUAUGUACUUUCGGAAAAAACAAGGCUCGUUUUUGUACUUUCCAAGUGAACCCCCUAAUAGCCGUAAUAUGUGUGCAUCGCCUGCUGAUGCAGGAAUUCUAAAUUUCGAGUGUGUCUCCAUUUCCACAUUAGACGGCCAAGUAUUGAAGGGGUAUCUUAUGUGGCCUUACCCACCAUCCUCCGCGUUUUCCACUGGAAACGGAAAAGUUUCGGAUGCGCUGUCCACUAAAACUUUCGAGUGCGGGGCGACGCCGCCGUUAGCGCAUGACUCAUCGAACUCCCCGAACGAGAUGCCACCCUUCGUGCUGCUUUUCUUCCAUGGGAACUCUGGAAAUGUUGGGCAUCGGCUCGCCGCCGCUAAGUUGUUCUUAGCCACCCUCAAGUGUGCGGUGUUGAUGGUGGAUUACAGGGGCUAUGGGUUGAGUUCCUCCGCCGCGGUAACGCAGGAGGGCCUGGAGAUCGACGCGCAGGCGUGUUUGGAUUUUAUCAAACACGACGAGCGACUGCCGCAGGAGAGCGUUUACGUCAUGGGCACCAGCUUAGGCGCCGCGGUGGCGCUUCAUCUGGCCGCGAAGCCGCGAAAUGCGCGUAGUAUUUCUGGUGUGAUUGUAGAAAACACUUUUACCUCUAUUAGUGACAUGGUUGUCAUUUUAGCAAACUCUGUGAUACAUCUACUCCGCGUGCCAUGCCCUCGCUUCGCCUUGCUCUGCUUUUCCUACUACGUGCUUCCCCUGACGCUUCACUUGAAAUGGGAAAAUAUAGGUAUCCUUCACAAAAUCUCGGCUCCAAUGCUGUUUCUCUCCGGCCUCAAAGACGAGCUCGUACCGCCGGAGCAGAUGAGGCUGUUAUAUCAGGCUGCCUGUGCGAAAAACCAUAAGGGCAACCCCCUCCGUCGCUUAGUAACCUUUCGAGAAGGAAGUCAUAAUGACAUGCUUCUGUGUGAUGGGUAUUUUCAGGCGAUUUCAGACUUCGUUAACGAUGUAGAGAAAAGUAAAAUCUCUGAUUUCAUUUAA
Messenger RNA from Phytomonas sp. EM1, 1098 nucleotides. Lineage: Eukaryota; Euglenozoa; Kinetoplastea; Trypanosomatida; Trypanosomatidae. The record is from the annotation of a GenBank genome assembly.